Molecule: messenger RNA, 1581 nt
Organism: Penicillium cinerascens
Lineage: Eukaryota; Fungi; Ascomycota; Eurotiomycetes; Eurotiales; Aspergillaceae
Gene: sreA
Product: siderophore transcription factor SreA
Exons: 3
Coding region: 1-1581 (526 amino acids)
Biological process (GO): negative regulation of transcription by RNA polymerase II; positive regulation of transcription by RNA polymerase II
Molecular function (GO): DNA-binding transcription factor activity, RNA polymerase II-specific; zinc ion binding; RNA polymerase II cis-regulatory region sequence-specific DNA binding
Source: RefSeq, a predicted model, not a curated record
AUGUUAGCGUCCAUUUCUCCCAUGGAAUCAGUACGCUCUUACACCGGAACAUCCAUGGGCUCCAUGCGACAGCCAUCCUGGGAGGACUUGGAUGCUGCUCAGCAGCUGAUCUCGUCUGCGCAGGCGGGUCGCGAACAUCUGGCUCAACGCCAUGGCGAUGCUCCCAGUUUCAAAGCAUCGGAGAGUCCUAUGCCAGAUCAGGGCCCAACGACGGACCAAUUGAGCCGGGAACCAUCCGCUAGUGCCCAGGAUAAGACAUCUCCAAGGGCACAGAAGGACACCUCUUUUCUGGGGCACUCUUGCAGUAAUUGCGGAACGAAAUCCACUCCACUCUGGCGCCGCUCUCCCACUGGAUCAAUGAUCUGCAAUGCCUGCGGUCUUUACCUGAAAGCUCGCAAUGUCGCUCGUCCUACGAAACGAAAUCGCAUGCAACAAGGUCCCGAAGCCGAUAAAUCACAUCUACAAGCUCACCAGCACGAUCAUUCUGUGGCAUCAGAAGGAGGCUGCAAGGGCUCUUGUCCCGGUGGUGGUAGCUGCAAUGGUACUGGUGGUGCAGAAGGAUGCGAUGGCUGUCCGGCCUACAACAACCGUAUCUAUAAAGCUUCGCAUCGAGGUGCCGCGCCCGUUCACCCAUCAUGGGGUCGAACAUCGGCCCCUGAUAACAAUCUUGCACCUCCGGCUCUUGAGACGGAGGCUCCCGCGAAGAACUCUCCUGUUGACGGUAAUUCGACUCUGGUUGCAUGCCAAAAUUGUGGGACGACUGUGACUCCGCUGUGGCGACGAGACGAACAUGGUCAUCCUAUUUGCAAUGCCUGUGGACUGUACUACAAGCUCCAUGGUUGCUAUCGCCCGACAACGAUGAAAAAGUCGAUCAUCAAGCGUCGCAAGCGAGUUGUCCCUGCUUUGCGCGACCAGUCUCCCACUGCUGCCACCCACUCCUCUAAUGGAUCAUCCGUAUCCCCCGAGGCAUCUCCGGCUGCCUUGGCUCAUCACGACGAACACUACCGCUACAUGAGCAGUGAGCCUAUGGAUCAACCGCGGCCUAUAUCAUUUGCUCCGCCCCCGGUGGAUUUUACCGGCUUCCGCAUCAACUCCGCUCCUCUUCCUCACCACACUUUCCCUAAAAUUAUGGAGCCAGAACGACUGGGACAUUCGCCAGGCGCUCAAUUCGGACGACGAUCUGCAUCUCCUAAUACUGUUGCUUUACCAAUGAAGCGGACCCUUGCCGAAACCUCUUCAGAAGCUCUCCCGAUCCCCACGACUCUGGAGUCAGGUUCAAAUCAGCUGCCUCCCAUCAUGUCAUCUGCCAACCCGUUGCCUUCGGGCCGCCUGAGCUCGAUCUCAUCCAUCCUAAACCAGGCAGAUCCCCACGCUCGGAUGGAGUCCUCGCACUUGGGCCGACCUCAGGCAUACCAGCCCCCAGGGCCCUCCGCCCAGCAACAGCAGACUCUGCCCGGCAUCUCGUCCCUCUCAGAUCCUGCCGCCGAGCGUGAACGCCGUGCCAGAUUGGAACGGGAAGCUGAGCAGAUGCGCGAGAUGCUGCGUGCCAAAGAACGGGAACUGGCAGAUAUGCGCCACUAA